Suricata suricatta (meerkat) is the source of this 1800-nucleotide messenger RNA. It is a transcript of the gene SPACDR, whose product is annotated as chromosome 8 C7orf61 homolog. NCBI's taxonomy places the organism in Eukaryota, Metazoa, Chordata, Mammalia, Carnivora, Herpestidae. The transcript is spliced from 3 exons. The coding region runs from base 950 to 1561 and encodes 203 amino acids. The record is from RefSeq and is a predicted model, not a curated record.
AACAAUGAGGCCUUUGGUAAUUGUGCAGGAUCCACCCCCAGCUUCCCAGUGUGUCCCCUCUGCGGGCUGGAUCCCGGUGGCGGCUUGGGGGCGGGGCUGGGGGCCCUGAAUGGGCCCCUUGUCUCAGCGCUGGGUGUGGGCCAGGCUCCCUGGGCACACAGUGCCCUCGCCAGGCCUGGCCAGCCUCCGUGGCUUUCACCCCCAGCAGGCUGAGGACCGCCCUGUGGGUGAGCAUGCCCCACCCUGAGAGCCUGGGCUGGGCUCCUGUCCCAGGCUGCGGAAACAGGUAGGGAGAAGGCCCCCACCUAGUGGGGAAGGCGGGAAGCAGCAACCACCGUCUGAGAGCACCCUGACCCCAGACCUGUGGAGAGUGGAAUACUGAAGGGCCACUCAGGUCAGACAUCCCACCCGUUAGAUCCCUACAUUCAUGACCUUGGGCAGGUUCUUUUUUUUUUUUUUUUUUCUUCCUGAAUCUCAGCUUCCCCACGGGUAAAAUGGCACUGACCAGAAGGGCAGCUGUGAUGAUUACAUGACAUCAUACAUGGGAAAUGCCCAGUGAGUACCAGGUGCUCAAUAAAUGUUAGCUUCCCUCGCCCGGACCUGGGGGAAGGAGGGCUGAGGACCCCGGGAUUGGCUCCGGGGGUCCUGGAAGGGCCUCGGGGGUUGGGGUCAGGGCCAGGUAGGCUCUCACAAUGGGCUAGAACUCUGCCUUCCUCUGAGUUCUCAUCCACUUCGACUCCUCUCCCUGUCUCAGGGAGGGGAGGAAAGGCUUAGGAUGAGUCAUCGGUGAAAGCUUUCCUUCUGGAUUCUCCAUUUCUUUCUUUUGGCCGCACUUGAAGCUCCCAAGAGACCCCUCAGGUGGUGGCCACUGGCCUGCAGCCUGUUCCCCUCCAACCUUUGUACUGAAUGCUUGUCCUGCCCCCUACUCGGUGCUUGUGUGUUGGGAGAAAUGGCGGUGGUUCUGAGGUUCUUCCGAUGGAUUUGGCGAAAGAUUGCUUGCUGGGUUUUCUUCUGGAGAGAAAAAACUAAGUCAGCCUUCUUGAAACACCAUGAUUCCCAGAAAAGUGUAUUAAACAUGGAGAAGACUCCCAAGGUGUUUGAGACUUUCAAGUUGUUUGAGCCCAGCAAAGAGGCCAAGGUCUCUAAGAUGGAGGAGUCCCCCAAGGUGGCUGAUCCCUGCAAGUUGGCCAAAGCAACAGAUAGGGCUGAGGUGGAGCCGAGUCGUAGGGUCCGAUCCCUGCUGCAGCUGCCCCGGACAGCUGUCAAGUCUGUCUCCACGCUCAUGGUCACGGCCCUGCAGAGCGGCUGGCAAGUAUGCAGCUGGAAGUCAUCUGUGAGUUCUACCUCCAUUUCCUCCCAAAUGAGGUCUGGGUCCCAACUGGAGACAACGGAGGCUGAGAUGCUGCGGGAAGUGUACCUGAUACUGUGGUCCAUUCGGAAACAACUGCGGCAGCUGGCCCGCAGGCAGGAGAGGAGGAGGCGGUGCCACAUCAGGGCCCACACUGGCCUGCAGCCUGACGUGGCUCAGGGCCUGAAACAGGAUGCCCGGAGUCCCCUCUAGGGGGGAAACCCCACAUCCUCAAAAAACCCCACCUCAGUUUUAAGUAAGGUUGAUAGGAGAGGUUAGGCCAGCAGGCCAGGAGUUGUGAGUCAGGAGAAGUUUUCAUAUUGUCACCUCUCUCAUUGAGAGCCUAAGCCCAGGCGUCCCACUUAAUUCCCCUUCGUUACGUUUAUUCAAUUUGUAAAGAAGAAAAAAUUGCCAAAAGGUUGGGAAAUAAAUACCAGAUAUUUCUUAGUAAA